This is a messenger RNA of Schistosoma margrebowiei, 1473 nucleotides long. The record is from the annotation of a GenBank genome assembly. Lineage: Eukaryota; Metazoa; Platyhelminthes; Trematoda; Strigeidida; Schistosomatidae.
AUGAAUUUAUCAACUAUAAAUGUAACUCAUUCAAUAGAAUCUUUAUCUUCAUCAAGUUCACCAGAAUUAUUAAAUACUAAUACAAUGUUAACAACUAAUCAUUAUACUAUAAAUUCAAAUCUACCAUCAAUCAAUCAAACAAAUACUAAAUUAAAUGGUAAUGAAUUGAAAUUAAACUCUAAUCUAUAUCAUCCACAACCACCUCCUCCUCAACUUCCUCAAGCUCCUCCUUCUCAUCAUCAUCAUCAUCAUGCACAACAACAACAACAACAACAACAUAAUUAUCAUUCGAAUUAUCAACAAGAAAAUCAUGAAGUAACAUCAUCAUCAUCAUCAUCGUCGUCGUCGUCGUCGUCAUCGACGUUAUCAUCUACAUCAACAACAAAUGGGAUAAUAUCAAUGAAUCAUUUAACUAAUUCAUUAUUAUAUCCAUUUUCAUCAAAUUUAUUAUUACAAGAAUCAUUUAUUCAUUUAAUUUAUUCAACAUGUUUAAAUAUAUUUGAUAAAAGAUUAAAUGAUGAAUUAAAUAAAUUUAAUGAAAAAUAUGAAUUAUUAUUCAAUGAAUAUUAUGAAACAAAAUAUCGUUUAAAUAAAUUAGAAACUAUGAUACAAUAUAAUAAUAAAAUGAAUAUUCCAAUAUUACCAUUAACAUCAUCUUCAUUCUUGUUACCAUCUUCUUUAACUUCAUCAACCUCUUCAACUUCUUCAAUCUCCUCUUCAUUGCCGUCAGAUUAUUUAUUAACUUCAUUGAAUUCAUUGAAAUCACAACAUUUCAAUGAAUCAAUUAUUGAUAAUAAUAAUAAUAAUAAUAAUAAUAAUAAUAAUAAUAAUAAUAAUAAUAAUAGUCAUAUAAUGAAUACAUUAAAAGAGAUUGAUAUGAAAUGGUUAAUGAAUUGGAAACAUAAUAAUGAAGAUUAUUUGAGUAGUAUAAAUAGUUCAAAGAAUAAUUUAUUGGCGCCUAUGUUAACAACAACAACAACAACAGCAGCAACAACAACAAGAUUAGAUGAACAACAACAACAAUCAAUACAAAGAAUAAAAGAUAAAAUAAAAGAUAAUCAUCCUAUAGAAUUUGAUAUCAAUCAUUUAUCGAAUUCAUUUAUUGAUUCAUCAAUGAAUGAGAAUGAGAAUAAUAAUAAUGUAAAUUAUCCAAAAAAUUUAUUUCAUGAAUCUAAUAUAAAUCGAUUACAUAAUCAUUUUUAUAAUUUCAACAAUGUAAUACCAUCCUCCUCAUCAUCAUCAGCAGCAGCAGAAGGAGCAACAGCAUCAGCAUUGUCAAUAAAUAAUCAACAUUUAUUAUGGAAUCAAUGGAUGGUUAAUUGUAUAAAUUCUGUUAAUGGAUUAUUAUCAUCAUCAUCAACAUCAUCAUCGUCAUUAUCAUCACAAUCAAUAUUGAAUAAUUGUGAAAAAAUUAAUCAUUUCACUAUGUCAGAUAUGGAUACUAUAGAAGGAAAUCAAGUAAGUUAUUCAUGA